This is a messenger RNA of Daldinia caldariorum, 3624 nucleotides long. Its product is annotated as SNF2 family N-terminal domain-containing protein. Gene Ontology annotation, molecular function: ATP binding; ATP-dependent chromatin remodeler activity. The transcript has 2 exons. Gene Ontology annotation, cellular component: cytoplasm. The record is from RefSeq and is a predicted model, not a curated record. NCBI's taxonomy places the organism in Eukaryota, Fungi, Ascomycota, Sordariomycetes, Xylariales, Hypoxylaceae. The coding region runs from base 173 to 3544 and encodes 1123 amino acids.
AGUAAACAUUGAACAUCCUUAAACAACAUUUCUUUAGACACCGGGGUAAAUGUCGAAGCUUUGAAGCUGUUAAGCCUGGGGAUCAUACAAUACGAAAUGAAGAAACUGGCAAGCCAAUAAUUUCAAUCAUAAGUCAGUUUAAUACCAUUUAAGCAUCAUAUUCUAGCUUUUCAUGAGAAAACCAGGUGAUAGCUUUGGAGUUCAACCCAGAAACGACCUCAAGUCGACCGAUAUAGCAGACAGCAGGGAUAAAAAGAAAACUGGGCAUAGCAUAUGGGCAAAGAGUUGGAACGUAACUAGCCGCAUUGGACCCUCGCAACCUUAUUCGCCCGAGCCACGACAUCGGUACCCGAAGCCCGACUUCCACAUCAGAGAAGACGACGAGGGAACAGCAAAUUGGAUCAAAAACGACCGUUUAGAAACUUCUGGACAUUAUCAUCCCACCAUGGUAAAAGAACAAGCCCCGCCUAAGCCGCCUUUGCGUCCUUUAGGCUCUAGUGAAAGAAAUGGAAAUGCGAAAAAACAGGCUCCAGCUCAACCUGAUGAUAACACACCAGGGUUUGGAAACAUGAGUGCUGGAGGCUUCACAUCUAUCAAUACCUCUACAACUACGAAUACAGCCCCGAGACCUGCCGUUAAAUCGCGAGUGUUAUCAGGAAGUAUGGAAGACAAGUACGCGAACCUCUUUAUUCAACCCAAGAACCGCCCAGAGCACCACCGCCCCCAACGAAUUACGGGACCAUUGCAGCCUACUUAUAAGGAUAAGAAGCCGGCGCCAGCUCCCCUGUUCAAUACCCUGAAACCUGACCCGGAAGGAUCGGCUAAUAACCCGAUAUCGGUUCCGGAUGGCGCCCCUGUUUCGAUAUACAGUCAGCCCGGCAUCUUCUCCACGUAUGUCGACCCUAAAAAAGCUGCUGCCGACAUUAAGGCCUUACUCGAAGGCUCCAUAGAAGCUGAGGAGGAUAAGGGCGCAGAGGAAGAAGAUAAAGAAGAUAAAUCACACAUCGAAGGUCUCAGUGUUCGACUCCUGCCUCAUCAAGUCGAAGGAGUGGAGUGGAUGAAAGGUCGUGAACUUGGCCCCGUCAAAAAGGGCAAAGUCCCCAAAGGCGGUCUUCUUGCAGAUGAUAUGGGCUUAGGAAAGACUUUGCAGUCAAUAGCGCUCAUUCUGACCAACAAGAAACCAGCAGAUAAACAUCCGGGAGUUGAAAAGACGACGUUGGUCGUUGCGCCUUUGGCUCUUAUCCGCCAGUGGGAGGCUGAAUUAAAAGAGAAGGUAGAUGAAUCUCACAAGUUGAAGGUUCUCGUACAUCACGGGCCCCAGCGUACCAAGCGUUUUGAAGAUCUCCGCCGCUACGAUGUGGUAAUCACCACCUAUCAAAUACUCGUAUCCGAACAUGGCCACACUACAGAUACUGUCAAGACCGGUUGUUUCGGUCUGCAUUGGUACCGUGUCAUCCUGGACGAAGCACAUACAAUAAAAAAUCGGAACGCCAAGGCCACAAAGGCCUGUUACGAACUCCGAAGCAUAUAUCGUUGGUGCUUGUCAGGCACGCCGAUGCAGAACAACUUGGAUGAGCUACAGAGUUUAGUCAAGUUUCUUAGAAUCAAGCCUUAUGAUGAUCUUCGCGAGUGGAAGGAUCAUUUUGAAAUACCUAUGAAAGGCGGCAAGGGAGAAGUGGCAAUGCGUCGCCUCCACAGCCUUCUGCAGUGUUUCAUGAAACGAAGGACUAAAGAUAUCCUGAAGAAAGAUGGCGCUCUGAAUACAAGCGGAAAGAAAACGAAAGAAGGCGAAGAAGACGCAACAUCGGACUUCAAGGUCACGGAGCGAAAAGUCGUAACAGUUGCAGCAGAGUUCACUCCAGCGGAAAGGCGAUUUUACGAUAGGCUGGAAAAGCGGACAGAUAAGAGUAUCGAGGCAAUGAUGAAAAGUAAGCUCAACUAUGCCAGCGCCUUGGUACUGCUUUUGCGUUUACGACAGGCUUGCGAUCAUCCAAAAUUGGUUGAGGGUAAAAUUGAAAAAGACAAGGAAGCUCUAUCUGAGGAAACGAAGCCAAAGAAGAAUGAAGCCGAUGUUGAUGCUCUCGCCGACCUUCUUGGUGGACUAGACGUCGAGACGAAACAUUGCGACAUCUGCGGCUGGGAGCUUGAUCGUGACACCCGCCAGCCUGGCUCAGAUAAAUGCAAAGCUUGCUAUGAAGAUCUAGAAUACUUCAAGCAUCACGAAGAUGGAGGAGAAUUGAAAGCACCAAAGACGAAAACGCGGAAAAAGAAGCCUAAGGUUAAGAAGGUAGAGGUUGAAAAGGUUAAGACUGAGGUAGUUAGGAAGCGCAAACCUAGAAACCGCCGCGCGAUCCUCGAUAGCGACGAGGAAGAAGAAGAUGCUGACUGGAUCGUCUCCGGGGAUGAACAAGGACCGCUACGAUUAGGAAAAGCGGGUGGUACGGACGACGAAAACGCCGAGGGUGAGGGCGAGACUAUCAAUUCAGACGAUUCCGAAGAAGAGGAAACCCAAGAUGGCAGUCAGUUGGGCAGUUUUAUCGUGGAUGAUGGGAAAGAUACAAGCCCCGAAGAGCUACAACGAGCUUGGGAGGAGUCAGACACCGAAGAGGACGAAUCCAUCUCAGUUCUUCAAUCUAAGAUGCGUCGAACAAAACUAGAAGACAGUGAAGAUGAGAGUAAGAAAGAGGAUGAAAAGGAAGGUGAUGAAGAGGAGGAUGCGGGCUCGGAAUCACAAUCCGAGUCUGAAGCCGACGACACGGGAAUUUCCGAAUCUGAAAUCGAAUCUGAUUCGGAAGACGAUAUUGCCUAUUUCCGCUCUAGGCGACUAAAGGAGAAGACUCCCCAUGUGCUCGCGUCAGCCAAGAUCCGCCAGCUUACCACAAUCCUUCACAAAGAAGUGCAUGAACACAAGUUUAUCGUCUUCUCACAGUUCACCAGCAUGCUUGACCUAGUAGAGCCUUUCUUCCGCAAGGAAGGCAUCAAGUACACGCGAUACGACGGGAGCAUGAAGAACGACGCGCGCGAAGAGGCGCUUAACAGUCUACGAAAUAAUCCUGAGACUAGAGUGCUCCUCUGCUCGCUGCGCUGUGGCGCGCUGGGUCUCAACCUCACGGCGGCUAGCCGCGUCGUAAUCCUCGAGCCCUUCUGGAACCCUUUCGUCGAGGAGCAAGCUAUCGACCGAGUCCACCGCCUGACGCAGAGGGUCGACGUAGUCGUAUACAAGCUGAUAGUCGAGAACAGCGUCGAAGAGCGAAUACUGGAACUGCAAGAAAAGAAACGACUUCUCGCCGAGGCUACCAUCGAGGGCGGCGCCCGCAAGGAGAGCCUCAAGCUCGGCCUCAAGGAGAUGAUGGACCUGUUCGGACACGUCGGCCGCGAGAGCGUGGGAAGCGCUGUUAGCAGGGGCAGCUACGAUUCCGAGGAGAGGUUCAACAGUGUUGUGCGUCAGGACGUCACGAGGACGCUUGCCGGCAUGCGGAGCAAGAAGGCCGGUCCUAAGACCUCGCGCAACGACGAAAGCUCAGUCUAUGGACGUCGGUGGUAGGGGAGGCAUUCCCUUAUAACGAGUACGCAAGGUCCUAGGCGGCGUUCUAUGGGUUAGGCAUCCUUUCUAGCUGGCUGGUC